Xiphias gladius (swordfish) is the source of this 1899-nucleotide messenger RNA. RefSeq names its product histone H2B 1.1-like. The coding region runs from base 33 to 404 and encodes 123 amino acids. Gene Ontology annotation, molecular function: protein heterodimerization activity; DNA binding; structural constituent of chromatin. Gene Ontology annotation, cellular component: nucleosome. NCBI's taxonomy places the organism in Eukaryota, Metazoa, Chordata, Actinopteri, Istiophoriformes, Xiphiidae. The transcript has a single exon. The record is from RefSeq and is a predicted model, not a curated record.
UAUCCAUUGGAAGAAUUUGAGAGAAUUCGAAGAUGCCUGAUCCAGUCAAAGCACCGAAGAAGGGCUCCAAGAAAGCCGUGUCCAAGAGCGUCACCAAGACCGGCAAGAAGAAGAGAAAGCCCAGGAGGGAGAGCUAUGCCAUCUACGUGUACAAGGUCCUGAAGCAGGUCCACCCCGACACCGGCAUCUCCUCCAAGGCCAUGCAGAUCAUGAACUCCUUCGUGGGCGAUAUCUUCGAGCGCAUCGCCGGCGAGGCCUCCCGCCUGGCCCACUACAACAAGCGCUCCACCAUCACCUCCAGGGAGAUCCAGACCGCCGUCCGUCUCCUGCUCCCCGGUGAGCUGGCCAAGCACGCCGUGUCCGAGGGCACCAAGGCUGUGACAAAGUACACCAGCUCCAAGUAAACCCGCUGUUUGCUUUAACCACUUAAAGGCCCUUUUCAGGGCCACCCACUGCCUCUUCUAAGAGCAGUAGUCUUCCUAAGAAGUGUUAACAAUGAACAAACUCCAUUUAUUUUAGUGACUAAUUUCUGUGAAUAGAAAAUGACACUUUCUCCAUUGGACAUAAUUCAGAUAUUUAAUUUAUUUUUUUUUAAAAGUGGAAUAUGUAUUUUAUAUUUAGUGGAAACACAAGAUGUGUAACUACAGGUUAAUUUACCCAGCAGUGUAUAAAUAAAGAGUAGCUUCCCCAUCAGUGAUUUCCAUGCAUUGGUCAUGGCUGUAUUACCCUGAAACGAGUAUCGUCACAUUCACUACGCUGAAGCUGUGGGAGCAGGAUCUCUGAUCAAACUGCUGCUUCUACUCCCGUCGAUCGGGUUAUUUCUUCCACCACUGCCCGAUAUACGAACGGGAGACUCUAAGCUACGUUGUCUGUGGCUCAGGUGGAUCCUAUGUUUGUCUUCACUGGGACCGUGUACAGUCUGUAAUAAAACUAUUUACUUAUGGAUAAUGCUUGACUCAGUUCCAAAUGAAACACUAUAACCUACUGAUAAAUGGCGUUUCUUUGUCCAUCUUGUGAUUCCGUUUCAUGCGGUAUUGCAGAUUUCAGUCGGGACAGAAUUUGGGGGAUGUAUUUGCACCCGUGUACAAGCGCAGGCAAUGGUCCCUAGUGGGUUUAUUACAGCGCGUUAAAUUAAAGGAGUAGGAGACUGUGAUUCAUCCAGGAACAACGAGAAAAAACUAAAAUAAAUGUUACAGUUUGGAAAACGGCACUUUGAUGAAAAUCACGUAUGUCAACAAGGAAGAACAAUCUGUGUUUACGUUACUGUGUCUAACACCUGGACACGUGUUUCUAUGAAGUCGAUGAUCUGAGAAACUUUUAAUUAUUUCCCCCAACUUCCAUUAACCGAUCCUACCAAACCAGUACACGGAGCGAUGGUGAAUAAUAAUAUGGAACAACGUGGAACAUGUGGGCAAUAUCGGAUACGUUACAGUAAAUCCCGGUUUGAUGUGGCCUGUUGUAUUAUGGAAUCUCCUGCAACGCAAAGUGGGAAACUUAACACAGGAACAUGACGUGAGCAACAGACAUGAACACAAUCCUCGUUAUGGAGAAAUAUUAUAUACAAAAAAGCCAAAUGUAUGAAAAUGGCGGCGACUUUAAAUGCUCUUCAUAACACAUUUUCAGUUGUGGCGUGAAUCCCCGAAAUGUCUGGAUCUGCAACUGCUGAAAUGUGUGUAAAUCUGUACAAAUGAAUAGAGCUUGAAUGUACUAACUUUGAACUAACCUGUAAUUUAAACUGAGGACCAAUUGAUUAAUUCUUUUAUGUAUCAUUUAUUGUAUUGAUUAAUUUUUAGAUUAUUUACAACUCAUGUUCUUUAAUCCAUUUUCUUGCUUUAUUUUAUAUGUUUGUUUCUUCUUACUGGACACAAGCCAAUGAUUUUCCCUGGUUGACCUGCCUUG